UUAUUUGUAUAUUUAUCUUUCUUUUUACCCUUUAAUUUACCAGAUCAUUUUUCGAUAGACAAUGUACAAAUACACGAAAUUUACAAGUGUGUACUCCUUUCAUAAGUGUAAUCAUCGUAGUUAAUAUAAUAACUCGUAUAGAUUUUGGUAGCUUCUGGUAUCGAUUCGACCUCGAAUAAAAACGGAACAAUACACCAAGUGGAAACAUUCGAUCCUACUUCAGUAUUAGUGAUUCGUACGAGCUCAAGCACUUUGGACGCGCUGCGUUCUCUAAUAUUUUCUAUCCUCUUCUUUUUCCUUUACACAACACACACAAACGCACACACAACACAGUGGUUUGUGGCGGCGCGUGCAACGAGAGGGAACGCUAAUCUUACGCACGAUUGUAGAAUGAGUGAGUGAGAGAGAGAGAAAGAGGGAAAGAAGGAGAGAAAGAGAGCAAGAGAGCAAGAGAUACAGACAUUGAACUGAUCCAAUGGUGAAGUUUCGACAAGAUGGUGAGACUUCCUCAAAGACUGGGGGUGAUUGUCUUGCCAUAUCCGGUUGCUCAAGAUUUAAAGGAUAUCGAAGACAACGGUUCGUUCGUGUCAAAGUUUUGAAGAUGAUAUCACCGAGACGAUUGGACUCGGAGGGACCAGCAGCAGGAGGAGGAGGAGGAGGAGGAGGAGGAGGGGGUGGUGGCAAGGAUGAUGACAACGGUACAAAAGCAUUCCUGUCAACAGGAAGAACCGGAAGAAGAAAUGCAUUACCGGAUAUUCAUGGAAAACAUGCUACAACGAGUAUCUCCGAUUUGCCAGAUCGUUUUGGAGAAUUAUCUACCGAAGCUGGUACAAAUGUUAUCAUGGCAUGAACGUGGCAGCACGUGAAACGAAUAAUCAACCGGGUGUCUCGAAACAACACGUUGGUUGACGGCAAUGACGUUGUGUGUUUUCUUCUCAUCUUCCUCUUCAUCUUUUUCCGUCAAAUUUCAUUCUGCUCUGGGUGCUAAGUGCGGAAAAUUUGUCAAUUUACAAAUACUGUAUUUCUAAACACGCGAACGAUGGAUAAUCGUAGUCACGUUCUAAAAAAAAACAACAACAAAAAAUACAACGCAUUUGAAUAUGCAUAUUGUUAAAACAAAUAUUAAUAAGAACAACUAAGUGAUUGGGUAGGUGGUUUUUUUAUUUUUCAAGUUGGGAAGCUUGAAAUAUAUUCUUUGAUCUUUCUCUCUCUCUCUCUCUCUCUUUCUCUCUCUUAUUGCCUAAUCUUUUCGCUUAGCAAUGAUCUAAUUAUUGCUAACGUAAUUUAAGUAUUAAAAUAAUAAUAAUUAUUCUUCGAACUGAAA
This is a messenger RNA of Polistes dominula (European paper wasp), 1324 nucleotides long. RefSeq lists its product as uncharacterized. Gene Ontology annotation, molecular function: cAMP-dependent protein kinase inhibitor activity. Gene Ontology annotation, biological process: negative regulation of protein kinase activity. Lineage: Eukaryota; Metazoa; Arthropoda; Insecta; Hymenoptera; Vespidae. The record is from RefSeq and is a predicted model, not a curated record.